Molecule: messenger RNA, 1565 nt
Organism: Setaria italica (foxtail millet)
Lineage: Eukaryota; Viridiplantae; Streptophyta; Magnoliopsida; Poales; Poaceae
Product: serine/threonine-protein kinase 16
Exons: 6
Coding region: 179-1255 (358 amino acids)
Biological process (GO): protein phosphorylation
Cellular component (GO): cytoplasm
Molecular function (GO): ATP binding; protein serine/threonine kinase activity
Source: RefSeq, a predicted model, not a curated record
GCGGCCUACUUUUUAGGCGAGAUCUGCUUGCGAAAGUGCCAACUGCCUACGAGAGAGGCCGACCACCAGAUCCGCCGUUGCCGGAACAAGCCAACCCACGCUCCCCGGAUGCGAAUGCUGCUGUAAGCUGGUCUCCCUCGACCGCAACAACCGGACGAGCGAGUCGGCGUCGCCGGCGAUGGGGUGCUCCUUCUCGGGGCUGAACGCGCUGUACGACAACGUCGGCGGUGGCGGCGGUGAUGUCUGGGUCAACGACUACCGCUUUCGCGUGCUCCGCAGGCUUGGUGACGCCGGCCCCGCGGGCUCGUCCGUCUUCCUCGUCAAGGAGGUCGUCGCAGCCGCAGCCUCUUCCGACGGCACGGCUGGGGCGGGGCCCGGCACCUCCGGGAUCGCCAGGAAGAAGGGCGUUGACCCAUCACACAUCUCAGCCGAUGGAAUAUAUGCUCUAAAGAAGGUUCUUAUUCGGAGUGAGCAGCACUUAGAGCUUGUUCGGCAAGAGAUCCGAGUGUCCUCCCAAUUCAGCCAUCCAAAUUUACUUCCUCUUCUUGAACACGCCAUCAUUGCUGUCAAGGGCGUGCAAGAUGGAUCACAGAACCAUGAGGCUUAUUUGUUAUUCCCAGUUCAUUUGGAUGGAACGUUACAGGAUGUAACUAAAACCAUGCAAGAAAGGAAUGAAUCCUUCCCAACAAUUACUGUGCUCCAGAUAUUUCGUCAGCUUUGUGCUGGAUUAAAGCAUAUGCACAGUUUUGACCCACCAUAUGCGCACAAUGCGGUGAAACCUGAUAAUGUCCUCAUAACGCAUAGGAAGGAGUUGCCUCAUCUUGCAAUUUUGAUGGAUUUUGAGAGUGCUGGUCCAGCAAGAAGGGCUAUUAGAUCACAAGCCGAAGCUUUGCAGUUGCAGGAAUGGGCUUCAGAGCACUGUUCUGAUCAAUACCGGGCUCCUGAACUAUGGGAAUGUCCAAGCCAUGCUGACAUUGAUGAGAGGACGGAUAUAUGGUCUUUGGGAUGCACUUUGUAUGCGAUGAUGUACGGAAAGUCUCCAUUUGAUUAUCAGCUUGAUGAAUCUGCUGGUGAAAGCUUGCAUACUGUUAUUAGAAGUGCACAAAUUAAAUGGCCUACCGAAGCAGGAUCUUCGUAUCCUGAUUCUCUACGUCAGUUUAUAACUUGGAUGCUGCAGCCACAUCCUGCAGUUCGUCCCCAUAUUGAUGAUAUUAUAAUCCACGUUGAUAAGCUCAUAACCAAGUACUCUGCUUGACCGCUGUAUCAAGCUUACUACAGAAGAAAAGAGUUGUUAUGUAAGUCUAUAGAGCAUCUACACAAUUCAUUAAAUGUGAUAAAUAUAUGUUGGUUUGUAGUUAUUGUAUUAGAGGAGAAAAGAACAUUGUGCUGUAGACUAUCUUCCAGAUUGGGAUUGGUCUGCGCAGGAUCUCCUUCAACCAUUCCUGGACUCUUUUUUGUUCAUGAUUACGUUGUGUGUAGAUGUAUUCUUUUCUUAUUGCCCGUCAGUACUAUUGGGGGUUAAAUGAUAUCCUCCUUUUAAUUGCUGCUCAUGGUUUUAUACGAUC